GCCGAGCUCCGCCCCUUUGCGCGAACUCCCGCUGCCCGCCUGCUUUGCGAAGCCGCCGCUCAGAAGCCUUGCGCUUGGUGGCGAGGCGGGCGGGCGAGCGAGCGAGGGAGCGAGCACAUCCCCGAGGGAAGCAGCCAGGUCGGAGCCCGGGGUCGCUGGGCCGCUCUCCUCCCCUCUCUCCGCGUAUGGCUCUCGGCAACUAAGCGCGCUCGCUCCUCCCUCCUUCCCGGGAUCGCCCAGGCUAUCAUGCGCUCCUCUCGGUGGGCUCUCCAGGGCAGCUCGCCGGCCAAGUGAUCGGGUCCCUCCGCGGGGCGCUCGGCUGCCCCUUCCUUUUUAAUGCGCGGCUCUUUCGGCCGGCCGCCUCUCCCGCCGCCGCCGCCUCCCAGCCCGCCGGCUCCCUGGCUCUGCCCCCCGUGACGGAGAUGCGCGCGGCGGGGUGGUUCAAGCGGCGGGCGGCGGAGGCGGCUGCCGCCCGGCUGCUCAUCUGGCUCCUCUUGGGCGCCUGGGCUGUGGAGCUGCGCUGCGCCCUGGCCGACUUCACGCUGGAGAACGAGGUGCACUCGAGCUUCAUCCACCGGAGGCUCCGCAGCCAGGAGCGCCGGGAGAUGCAGCGGGAGAUCCUCUCCAUCCUGGGCUUGCCCCACCGGCCGAGGCCCCAUCUGCACGGCAAGCACAACUCGGCGCCCAUGUUCAUGCUGGACCUCUACAAUGCCAUGUCGGUGGAGGAGGAGGGCGCCGGAGGCAGCGACGGCGGGGAGGGCUACUCGUACCCCUACAAGCCCAUCUUCAGCACUCAGGGGCCGCCCCUGGCCAGCCUGCAGGACAGCAACUUCCUCACCGAGGCCGACAUGGUCAUGAGCUUCGUCAACAUGGUGGAGCAUGACAAAGAGUUCUAUCACCAGCGCAGCCAUCGCCGCGAGUUCCGGUUUGACCUCUCCAGAAUCCCCGAGGGUGAAACAGUGACGGCUGCUGAGUUUCGGAUUUACAAAGACUAUAUCCGAGAACGCUUUGAUAAUGAAACAUUCCAGAUCAGUGUCUACCAGGUCCUCCAGGAACACCCAGGAAGGGAUUCAGAUUUGUUCUUGCUCGACACUCGGACAAUUUGGGCCGCGGAAGAAGGCUGGCUAGUGUUUGAUAUUACAGCAACUAGUAAUCACUGGGUGGUCAACCCACAACACAACCUCGGAUUGCAGCUAUCAGUGGAAAGCAUAGAUGGGCAAAGCAUCAACCCCAAGUUAGCUGGUCUUAUUGGAAGACACGGCCCGCAAAACAAGCAGCCAUUCACCGUGGUUUUCUUCAAAGCCACAGAGGUGCAUCUCCGCAGCAUCCGUUCCACAGGAGGCAAACAGCGGAACCAGAACCGGUCGAAGACGCCAAAGAACCAAGAAGCCUUUCGGGUGUCAAACCUCGGAGGUAUGCGGGCAUUAGAAAACAGCAGCACUGACCAGAGACAAGCUUGCAAGAAACAUGAGCUCUAUGUCAGCUUCAGGGAUCUUGGCUGGCAGGACUGGAUCAUUGCUCCAGAAGGUUAUGCUGCAUAUUACUGCGAGGGCGAGUGUGCCUUUCCAUUGAACUCUUACAUGAAUGCAACAAACCAUGCUAUUGUACAAACACUGGUUCACUUUAUAAACCCAGAUACAGUGCCGAAGCCUUGCUGUGCCCCAACGCAGCUCAACGCCAUCUCCGUCCUCUAUUUUGACGACAGCUCCAAUGUCAUUCUGAAGAAAUACCGGAACAUGGUGGUACGAGCCUGUGGCUGCCAUUAAACAUUCAAAUCAGGAAAGCCGCAUGCAGCUUGCAGAACGUGUGGGUUGUGUGUGAUGUUGUCUUAUAACAUGUGCUGUUAGAAAGAAAAGAAACCCUUCUUUGAAAACAUGCCGCAGUUCUUAGGAAUACCGUUUCUGAAGUGGCCAAAGAAAAGAAACGUAGACAGAAGCGGCACCUUGAACAGUUCUGGCUUCCAAAUAAGCAUCAUUCUGCAAACUGAUGCACAAGGAAAACAAGGACCGAGGAUCAGUUUUGUAAACAGGUCCGUACUUCUGUAAGGCAAGCAAAACUUGUCCAAAAGUGCUUUGUCAAGGGGGAAAUGAACCUUUUUAAACAACAACUAAAAGCCAUCUGUAGUGAGAAACAUGCUUGUGUGUGUGAUUGUGUGUCUGUUGUGUGUGGGGAGGGCGCAGGUUUGUAAAAGUUACUUUUAGAGGAAUGAAUUGUUUGAACUGAAAUGAGUGAAUUCAGCUGCCUGAAUGAAAAAGUGAUUCUGUUAAAAUUACUGUGGGUGUGUAAAUCCUGACUUUUUAUUUUCAUGUAUCUUUUCUAUCUUCCCAUAACAUUUUACAUAUUUGGAACAUUUCACCACCAAAGCGGUACUGCAAUUCUUGCAAAGCAGAUCCCAAUUGUUGGUGUGUGUAUGUGUGUGUGUGUGUGUGAGAGAGAGAGAGAGAGAGAGAGAGAUUCACAGCUGUGCAUCAUGUUCCCCAAUCAAAAGCACAGCCAGCAAUAGAAAUCUAGGAAUGGUUGUGGCUUAUUUCUACAUCAUGUUCCCAUCCUAACACACCGACAGCCAUAUAAACUGCACACGUAUCUGAUUCACUGUCAUGUAUCUCCAGUGCAGUUGACUUAAUUGUGUGACACCUUGCACAAUUAAGCCACUACAGAAUUCCUAUUUUUAUAUUUUAAAAAUUUGCUGUAAACCAACAAUAAAAUCUGCAAAACUGG
Messenger RNA from Lacerta agilis (Sand lizard), 2718 nucleotides. RefSeq names its product bone morphogenetic protein 7 (gene BMP7). Gene Ontology annotation, molecular function: growth factor activity; cytokine activity. The record is from RefSeq and is a predicted model, not a curated record. The coding region runs from base 423 to 1766 and encodes 447 amino acids. The transcript has 7 exons. Lineage: Eukaryota; Metazoa; Chordata; Lepidosauria; Squamata; Lacertidae. Gene Ontology annotation, cellular component: extracellular region. Gene Ontology annotation, biological process: SMAD protein signal transduction.